AUGGAGAACUGGAUUAGAGAAUUUGACAAAAUUUUUACCACUCUCCAAGUCUCGAAUGAGAUGAGGGUUGAUGCUGCUGCCUAUUAUCUGGUUGCGGAUGUUGAUAUUUGGUGGACUCAUAACAAGUUUGAUCUGACUACUAAGGUGACUAUGGAUGAGGAGGGAGAAGAACUCAUGGAAGAGAGAGAGUUUGGUUGGACUGAGUUCAAGAAGGCGAUUCGUGAUGAGUUCUUUCCAGCCCAUAUGAGGAAGAGGAAGAGGACGGAGUUUAAUGAUCUCGUGCAGGGAGAUAUGUCAGUUCAUGAGUUUUAUGUGAAAUUUCAGGAGUUGGCUCGUUUUACUAAGGGGUUAGUUCCUGAUAAGCAGGAGAGAGCGGUGAAAUUCGAGGAAAAGUUAGACCCCGAUCUUCAUUCUAGGAUGGGAGCUGGUGAGUAUGCCACAGUGAAGGAGGUGUACACUCAUGCUUGUAAUGCUGAGAGGAUUGAGGACAAGAGACUGGCUGCAAAGAAGUUGAAAUCCACUCCAGCAGGGUCUACUCAGGCGACUGAAAAGGGUGAUACAUCUGGUUGCACUGGUUACAACAAAGGCAGAGGGGGUUUCAAUAAAAAUCAAAACUUUGAGAACCGUGAUUCUGGUGGUAACUAUAACAAGGGAGGUUCCAAUCAGCAGUAUUCAAAGGACAACCAGAAUUCCACUCUUUUCCGUAGCCAGCCCCAAGGUCAGAUUCAGAGGACUGAUCGGAUUUUCUAUUGCAAACGUUGUAGUGAGAACCACCCUGGCAAGGAUUGUGAUGGUAAUUUGGUGGAGUGUAAUCACUGUGGGAGUAAAGGGCAUCGUGCUUAUGAAUGCUUUAACCCUAGAUCGAGGAACUUCAGGCCUGAGAUGAGUUCGAGGAAUGGGGCGCAAGCAGAUAAGAGACCCCAUAAUGGUAACAACAGUCGUCCUGCUCUUUCUACACCAGGGAAUGUUGCACCUAAUCGCAAUGGAGGGACUGCAAAUGCUACCUAG
Beta vulgaris subsp. vulgaris (sugar beet) is the source of this 1008-nucleotide messenger RNA. RefSeq lists its product as uncharacterized. NCBI's taxonomy places the organism in Eukaryota, Viridiplantae, Streptophyta, Magnoliopsida, Caryophyllales, Amaranthaceae. Bases 1 to 1008 code for a protein of 335 amino acids. The transcript has a single exon. Gene Ontology annotation, molecular function: zinc ion binding; nucleic acid binding. The record is from RefSeq and is a predicted model, not a curated record.